Messenger RNA from Venustampulla echinocandica, 1230 nucleotides. Its product is annotated as Threonine protein kinase. The transcript is spliced from 3 exons. Bases 1 to 1230 code for a protein of 409 amino acids. Lineage: Eukaryota; Fungi; Ascomycota; Leotiomycetes; Helotiales; Pleuroascaceae. Gene Ontology annotation, biological process: protein phosphorylation; regulation of cytokinesis; mitotic spindle organization. Gene Ontology annotation, molecular function: protein kinase activity; ATP binding. Gene Ontology annotation, cellular component: chromosome passenger complex; spindle midzone; spindle pole centrosome. The record is from RefSeq and is a predicted model, not a curated record.
AUGGCAACUCGUGCGCUCGAAUCCCGCUUCGAGCAUCUGUCGGUGAACGACGAGAAUGAGCCUCUUGAUGGCAGCAAAUACCUGAAAUCAAAGAUGACAAAUUCCGCAGCACCAUCCAGCUCUCAAUUAUCCCAAAAUGCAAGCCGGGCGAACCUUCACAAGAUUGCGCUUCAGAACCAAAGUACCACCAGCACCAUUGUCGCUGUCCCAUCACAAACUGCACAAUGGCGAGCCUCGAGGAUACAAAAUGGCUCUGGUUCCCCUGCACGAAAGGAGAAUUCUGGUGCUUCUUCAGAAUUUGACGAAACCGCUCGGGUAGAGCCAAAGAACCCCCUAUAUGAUCUGCCGAUGCCAAAGCAAUUCCACCUUGGAAUGUUUGAGAUAGGCCGGCCUUUGGGAAAAGGGAAGUUUGGCCGAGUAUAUUUGGUCAGGGAGAGGAACUCCGGCUUUAUCUGCGCUCUCAAAGUCCUUCACAAGAAUGAGCUAAAGCAUGGCGAUGCAGAGAAGCAGGUGCGAAGAGAGAUCGAGAUUCAAAGCAACUUACGGCAUCCAAACGUCUUACGCUUGUUUGGACAUUUCCACGAUAGCAAAAGAAUCUUCCUCAUUCUCGAAUUUGCUGGCAAAGGAGAAUUGUACAAACAUCUUCGUCGGGAGAACAGGUUCCCCGAAUGGAAAGCUGCGCAAUACAUCGCGCAGAUGGCAGCUGCGUUGCAGUAUUGCCAUAAAAAGCAUAUCAUGCAUCGCGAUAUCAAACCAGAGAAUAUCCUUCUUGGGAUACAUGGAGAAAUUAAGCUUUCGGAUUUCGGAUGGAGUGUACACGCGCCCAGUAAUCGUCGUGACACACUCUGUGGAACCCUGGACUACCUCCCUCCCGAGAUGUUGAAGCAGCCUGGACGAGUCAAGAACACCUAUACCAACAGGGUAGAUCUGUGGUCGCUUGGUGUGCUGACCUACGAGUUCUUGGUUGGAGAAGCACCGUUUGAAGACACGCCAGUGUUAACGCAGAGGAAAAUUCUGAGGGGAGAAAUGACAGUACCACCUUUUGUGAGCCCGGAAGCAAAGGAUUUAAUUACGAGGUUGCUGGUGCUUGACCCUGACAAGCGGAUAUCUCUCGACCAUGUGCAGGAACACCCAUGGAUUAUCAAGUAUUGUGUGAAGGGGGAGCGUAAGACGAUGAGGGAAUCGAAGAAACCAGACCGCAAAGACUCCUCAUCUGAUCGAAAAGAAUGA